Molecule: messenger RNA, 531 nt
Organism: Verticillium nonalfalfae
Lineage: Eukaryota; Fungi; Ascomycota; Sordariomycetes; Glomerellales; Plectosphaerellaceae
Exons: 1
Coding region: 1-531 (176 amino acids)
Cellular component (GO): Golgi apparatus
Source: RefSeq, a predicted model, not a curated record
AUGGCCCGCAUCCAGAUUCCCCUUGACGCCCUGACGUCGCGCCUCAACUUCCAGGAACGCUUCGGCAGCCUGUCGACAGGCACCGUCGGCAGCCGCUUUUCGAACCUGCGUCCUAUUUCCGACUUCCUGGACUUCAAGCGCCUCAGCAAGCCCGCCAACUUUGGCGAGGCGCAGUCGCGUGUCAACUACAACCUGAGCCACUACUCGAGCAACUAUGCCGUCGUCUUUGCCAUGCUGAGCUUGUACGCUCUGCUCACCAACUGGCUGCUCAUGUUCGACAUCAUCUUUGUCGUCGCCGGUAUGUUCAUCAUUGGCCGCCUCGACGGCCGCGACCUUGAGAUCGGUACCUUCAAGGCCACCACGUCGCAGCUGUACACCGGUCUCCUCGUUAUCGCCAUUCCCCUGGGUCUUCUCGCGUCGCCCUUUGCGACGCUCCUGUGGCUCAUUGGCGCAUCUGGCGUGGUCAUUCUCGGCCACGCUUCUUUCAUGGACAAGCCUAUCGAUGAGGCUUUUUCCGGGGAGGCGGUCUAA